AUGGCAAAGAGGAUGCUUCUGUCAUGUUUACCGCAAUCUCAGCUAAAGCUUCAAUGGUCUACGCGUGUCUCGUCAUUGAUGAUUUCAGUCAAACGGUCCAUUCGUGGCUGCUAUGAUUUUGUUCAGGAGAAAGCAACAGUACCAGGAAUCGACGAAGAUAAGCAAGAAGAUUCUUUGUUGAAGCUUCUUGCUUUGCCUUACCCCACUCUCUCCGAGAAACUCAAACGCGCCGCCUUGGAUCUCAAAGAAACUAUAGUGGUGAAGACAUGGGGCUUUACAGGGCAAGAUGUCAAAGACUUUUCCCUAUAUACAGGCUCUCUUGGAACUGCUUUCUUGCUUUUGAAAUCCUAUCAAGUUACCAACAACAAAAGCGAUCUCAAUCUCGCUUCUGAGAUUAUCAAAGCUUGCGAUUCCUCUUCUUCCAGUUCCAGGGUUGUCUCUUUUUUACUUGGACGCGCUGGAGUUUGUGCACUCGGUGCUGUUGUCGCAAAGCACCAAAGCAAUGAGCAAAUGGUUGAUUACUAUUUAACCCAAUUUAAAGAGAUGAAGUUAAGUGAAGAUAUACUAGAUGAAGUAAUAUUUGGUAGAGCUGGAUACUUAUCAGCAUGUCUCUUUCUUAACAAAAACUUAGGCCAUGAAACAAUUCCAUCUUCCCAUACUGGUGUAGUUAUCGAUAAGAUGAUUGAGAAUGGAAGAAAACUGGGUGCAAAGGGAAAAUGCCCUUUGAUGUUUGAGUAUAAAGGUGAGAGGCAGUGGGGAGUUGCACAUGGGUUAGCUGGGAUCUUGAAUGUCUUAAUGCGUUUUGAACUUAAAUCGGAUGUGGUUUUGGAUGUGAAGGAGACUCUUAAGUAUAUGAUUAAGAAUCGUUUUCCAAGUGGAAAUUACCCAAAACAAGAAGAUAUGAAAAGUGAUCUUCUUGUGUAUUGGUGUCAUGGUGCAUCUGGAGUUGCUCUCACAUUAGUUAAAGCAGCUGAGGUUUUUGAUGAUAAAGAGUUUCUCGAAGCGGCAAUCGAUGCAUCCAAAGUCGUGUGGGAGCGUGGAUUACUGAAAAAAGUCGCAAUUUGUCAUGGGAUAAGUGGGAAUGCAUACGUGUUCCUCUCUCUUUAUAAAAUGACAGGAAACGUGGAGUUUUUACACAAGGCGAAGGCGUUUGCGUGUUUUUUACUUGAUAAAUCUCACAAACUCAUAUCGGAAGGCGAAAUGCAUGGAGGUGAUAAUCCAUACUCGUUGUUUGAAGGAAUUGGAGGCAUGGCCUAUCUCUUCCUUGAUAUGACCGAUCCGACGAAUGCUAAAUUCCCUACACAUGAAGUUUGAAAAAUGUUGUAUUUGGUAGAGAUGGUGUAGUUUGUGUGGGUUUAAUAAAAUAGUUUUGCAUUUAUGUAGUGUGAAAUACAAGAAAUAACAAUGUGUUUUUAUUUUUAUUUAUCUGUGUAUUAUAGUAUCUUAUUUUUAUUUGUGUGCGAAUGGUUAUUUUUCUAGCGUUUUGUCAAAUGUGAGUGCGAUGUAAAUCAGAUAUACAACAUAAUAUCUUCU
Lactuca saligna is the source of this 1533-nucleotide messenger RNA. Lineage: Eukaryota; Viridiplantae; Streptophyta; Magnoliopsida; Asterales; Asteraceae. The record is from the annotation of a GenBank genome assembly.